AGCGUCCUCCUCAUCUACACGCACUGAAGGAAAGAAACAUCUUUGGUUGGGAGAGAAGGAGGAAAAAAAAAGAGAGGAAAAAAACUUGCCUGGUUGUGGAAAAUGACACUUGAAGUAGCAAAGCCGGCAGCGCGAGUUGAGUCUAUUGUUUCUUAAAUUGCCAUCAGGGCUUUUUUUUUCUUCCUGCUUCUUCAAGUGAAGGGUACCUCUGCAAAAGGAAACUCCAGCCCCUCCUGCCCUCCACCGGCCUGUGAUCAUUACAAAAAAAAAAAAAAAAAAAACAGCGAAAAAAAAAAGCACCCAAACCAAAAAUUAACCAACCAAACAACCCCCAACAGCCAAGCAUACAUCUCAUUUUUUUUAUUUUGGUCUUUUCGUUGGAUUUUCCCUUCUUUUUUCUCUGUCUUUUUUUCGGGUAAUCGCUCAGUUUUGAGCGACGGUUUACAUUUUUUUUUUUUAAAUUUGCUUUCUAGCCCGCCUUGAUCUUCCAGCGCGAGUUCAUCGUCUCAAAAAAAAAAAAAUCUCUGGCUGGCGUUUUUCUUUCCCUUUUUUUUUUUUUAAAUAUUUUCAAGGGGGAGGAGAUUUUCCACAAGAAAAGGUUGUUUUCAUGUUUGGGAUUCAGGAAAGCAUCCAACGGAGUGGAAGCAGCAUGAAGGAAGAGCCGCUGGGCAGCGGCAUGAACGCGGUGCGGACGUGGAUGCAGGGCGCCGGGGUGCUGGACGCCAACACGGCGGCGCAGAGCGGGGUGGGUCUGGCCCGGGCUCACUUUGAGAAGCAACCGCCUUCCAAUCUGAGGAAAUCCAACUUCUUCCACUUCGUCCUGGCCCUCUACGACAGACAGGGCCAGCCCGUGGAGAUCGAGAGGACAGCCUUUGUGGGGUUCGUGGAGAAGGAAAAAGAAGCCAACAGCGAAAAGACCAAUAACGGGAUUCACUAUCGGCUGCAGCUCCUCUACAGCAAUGGGAUAAGGACGGAACAGGAUUUCUACGUGCGCCUCAUCGACUCCAUGACAAAACAAGCCAUAGUGUAUGAAGGCCAAGACAAGAACCCAGAAAUGUGCCGAGUCUUGCUCACCCACGAGAUCAUGUGCAGCCGCUGUUGUGACAAGAAAAGCUGUGGCAACCGAAAUGAGACUCCCUCAGAUCCAGUGAUAAUUGACAGGUUCUUCUUGAAAUUUUUUCUCAAAUGUAACCAAAAUUGCCUAAAGAAUGCAGGAAACCCACGUGACAUGCGGAGAUUCCAGGUCGUGGUGUCUACGACAGUCAAUGUGGAUGGCCAUGUCCUGGCGGUCUCUGAUAACAUGUUCGUCCACAAUAACUCCAAGCACGGGCGGAGGGCUCGGCGGCUUGACCCCUCGGAAGGUACGCCCUCUUAUCUGGAACAUGCAGCUACUCCCUGUAUCAAAGCCAUCAGCCCGAGUGAAGGAUGGACCACGGGAGGCGCCACUGUGAUCAUCAUAGGGGACAAUUUCUUUGAUGGGUUACAGGUCAUAUUCGGUACCAUGCUGGUCUGGAGUGAGUUGAUCACUCCUCAUGCCAUCCGUGUGCAGACACCUCCUCGGCACAUCCCUGGUGUGGUGGAAGUCACAUUGUCCUACAAAUCCAAACAGUUCUGCAAAGGGACUCCGGGAAGAUUCAUUUACACAGCGCUCAACGAGCCCACCAUCGACUAUGGUUUCCAGAGGUUACAGAAGGUCAUUCCCCGGCACCCUGGAGAUCCUGAGCGUUUGCCAAAGGAGGUCAUCCUCAAAAGGGCCGCAGACCUGGUAGAGGCGCUGUAUGGGAUGCCGCACAACAACCAGGAGAUAAUUCUGAAGAGAGCGGCCGACAUCGCGGAGGCCCUGUACAGCGUCCCCCGCAACCACAGCCAGCUCCCGGCCCUCACUAACACUUCGGUCCACGCGGGAAUGAUGGGCGUGAAUUCCUUCAGUGGACAGCUGGCCGUGAAUGUCUCCGAGGCGUCGCAGGCCACCAACCAGGGUUUCACCCGCAACUCAAGCAGCGUAUCGCCACACGGGUACGUGCCGAGCACCACUCCCCAGCAGACCAACUAUAACUCCGUCACCACGAGCAUGAACGGAUACGGCACAGCCGCCAUGUCCAAUUUGGGCGGCUCCCCAACCUUCCUCAACGGCUCAGCUGCCAACUCACCCUACGCCAUUGUGCCAUCCAGCCCCACCAUGGCCUCUUCCACAAGCCUCCCCUCCAACUGCAGCAGCUCCUCUGGCAUCUUCUCCUUCUCACCAGCCAACAUGGUCUCAGCCGUGAAACAGAAGAGUGCUUUCGCACCAGUCGUCAGACCCCAGACCUCUCCGCCUCCCACCUGCACCAGCACCAACGGGAACAGCCUGCAAGCGAUCUCUGGCAUGAUUGUUCCUCCCAUGUGAAAGAAUUGCCUUGAAGAAUUUUAUUAAUGAAGAGGUUGGAUUCUGCUACAGAGAGAGUAAUCUGAUACAAGUCCCAGAGUGGAACUUUUAACUCAGGCCUUUUUAAGAGGAAUCACAAUUACUGCAGAUUUUUAAAAACAAACAAUAUCACCGACCUUGCAAAUACUGAAAUUGGAAGGGAUCUGUGAGUGCAGGGUGCUGGUUCAAGUUGUACCUCCCAGAUGUUUGGGGGAUAUAUUUAUUCUGUGUCGAUAAAAGCAAAUCCACUUUUUCUUUCUUCCUUCCUUCCUUUCUUUCUUUUUUUUAAGCUUCACUCCACAGUCAUUUGUCUUUUACGAACCGUAAAGCUGUACACACGGGACACUAUAAAUAAGACCCCAUGUUUUAAUUUAUGAUGUUUUUAAAGCUGUGUAAAGGGAGAAUGAAGUGGUGAUAUUUACAAAAAAGUUAAAAAAAGAAAAAAGGAAAAAAAAAAGCUUGUAUGGGACAGAAUAGGAAUGCCAGUUAGAUUUUUUAGAAAACUAAGAGUUGGCUUUUGCGCCUUAAAGCAUAUCAAAUGGUAGUUAGCUCAGACAGUGCAUUUUCAGUAUCUAACUUAACAUGCCACCCCUUAGCAGUGCAAGCUUAUUUAUCUCUUUCGUAUUGUUGUCUUAAGUAACUGUGUAAAUAAAUGCAGCCUGCAGAGUUACAAAGUGAUGUUAAGUGAUCACGUUUUUUCCCUUCUACUCAAAAAUCCAGUGCCUCUAGACAGAUCGUUAAAACUGCAUAUUUAAACCCAAUUAUCAUUCUCGCUUUUAAUUCUGUCAACUCCUUCCGAGGCCGGUGGCCUCUCGAGAGAGAGCUUGGUGGCACGCAGAGUGUGAGAGAGUCCCCUUUGAAUCUUCAUGGAACAGGGUCCAGGCACAGAAUUCCGCAUGAUGCCCUCCAGUGAUCAAGCCAAAAUCCCUCUUACACUCCCGCCAUCCGCAGCAAGGUAAAAGUUUACUCAUCCCGAGUGCUGACUUCACACAGAUCCUCCCAAAGCUGACAAAAGCAAGCUGGAGAGAGAGAUAGGGCUCCUAUCAGUCGACCCUUGUAUUUGUAACACAGUAGAUCCAAAGGAUAGGUGAAGUGCUUUGGAAUCAAGAGUACAAGAAAACUGGGGGAAAGGAAAAGAGGGUUGAGACCUCCAAAACACAGUUUUCUGUUCUACGGAAAUGUUUGCUCUCAUUAUCUGGAAAGUGUUCUUAAAAAGAAGGAUAGCAAAGAUGCAGCAAAGCUACGAGGAUGCAUUUGCCUGAUAUUUUUUUCUUUGCUGUUGUGUUUUUGUAUGUAGUUAUAAAUACUGUAGAUUUUUUUGUGAUUUUUUGCCAAAGUCGUCGUUCUAUUUAUACAUUUUAAUGUCUUAAGACAGUUUUUCAAUAUCACAAAAAGAUUUUACGGCAUAUUUUGCAAAGGAAAAAAAAAAGGCUCACUACGUUUAGCUUGCACAUGUUUGCAAAGUUAAUUAAAAGGCUUUCUGUUUUAAAGAGGAUUUUGUAAAAUAUCCAUAUAAAUAAUGUAUUUAUCUUUGGAAUUUGUACAUUGCUUUCCCUUUCUUCCUUUUCCUCCCACCCUCUAUUUUAUUGUGUAUGUUGGCUAUGUGAAAAGUGCAUAUUUGUUUGUUCACCUACAGUUGUAUUAGCUGUUUCAAUGUGAUUUUUAAACAUUUCAUUUAUAGUUAUUUUUAGUAUUGUUUUAAAACCAUGCUUCAAUUUUUUUAAAAUUUCCACCCAAAAGCCAUUGUCUAUUUUUGUAUUAUUUGUAAGUUAAGAAGUUUUUUCCAAUAUAUGGCAAAAAAAAUAGUAGCAUAUUAUUCUUGUAGCAUUUAGUUCUGUAGAUUAAAAAAAUGUAUCCUUUGCUUUGAAAGCUUACAAAAAAAAUCCAACCCUAAUGCUGUUUUACUCUAUUAAUAUGCAUGGAAUCUCUCCCUCUGGAGUGACGCAUUUUGUGCAUUAAAUUCGGGGGAGAAACUUCAUAGAAAUCAAUGAACAUUCUUUCUUAAGUCUGCUUGUAUAUUUCCUCUGUCUUUCACAUAAAUAUAAACCAGCAGAUUGGAUGCCUUAACAAUGCAAAUCAUAUUCAUUUCACUUGUACAUUGUAACUGUGCACCAGAACUGUCAGUCAUCACUAACAUUGUAAAAAAACAAAAACAAAAAAACAGAAAAAAAAACAAAAAAACAAACAAAGAAAAAAAACAAAGAAAUCGAAAAGCACAAAAGAACUCUUUUGUUACCUUAAGACAAUGUAACUUUUUCUAGUAGACAAGAAAUUUACAACAAUGCUGCAACUGUGCAUGCCCCCGUAUGGAUUUUGCAAUGGUUUUCACUAGACUGUCAAGAGUGCGA
Messenger RNA from Phyllostomus hastatus (greater spear-nosed bat), 4752 nucleotides. It is a transcript of the gene EBF1, whose product is annotated as EBF transcription factor 1. NCBI's taxonomy places the organism in Eukaryota, Metazoa, Chordata, Mammalia, Chiroptera, Phyllostomidae. Gene Ontology annotation, molecular function: RNA polymerase II cis-regulatory region sequence-specific DNA binding; DNA-binding transcription factor activity, RNA polymerase II-specific. Gene Ontology annotation, biological process: regulation of transcription by RNA polymerase II. The record is from RefSeq and is a predicted model, not a curated record. The transcript is spliced from 16 exons. Bases 608 to 2386 code for a protein of 592 amino acids.